Messenger RNA from Penicillium vulpinum, 1143 nucleotides. RefSeq lists its product as uncharacterized. The record is from RefSeq and is a predicted model, not a curated record. The coding region runs from base 1 to 1143 and encodes 380 amino acids. NCBI's taxonomy places the organism in Eukaryota, Fungi, Ascomycota, Eurotiomycetes, Eurotiales, Aspergillaceae. Gene Ontology annotation, cellular component: mitochondrial inner membrane. Gene Ontology annotation, biological process: intracellular monoatomic cation homeostasis. Gene Ontology annotation, molecular function: ribosome binding. The transcript has a single exon.
AUGACCAGCAUAACUCGGGGCCAGCGAGUCCUCCAUACUCAAUUCCAACCUUGGAGCCCCUCUCAUUUUCAUCCCCACCUCCAAUCCCAACGACUGCCCAUCUGCGCACAAUCCCAGCUCUUCUCAACCUCCACCCCGAGCCAGCAAUAUCGCCGACCCUCCCCAUCAUCAACUCCUACAACUACCGUCUUAAUCCCGUCCAAAACCGAAAUAAAUGCCCCAGUCAGCACACACCCUGCCCCUCUCGCAACUCCCUCCCCUCUUCAGCCCUCCGCAGGCGCGGUAGAUAAACUGAAACGCUAUGUCGAAUUCGGCCGCGCAUACGUGACCUUCUACAAAACGGGCCUAAAAAAUGUCUACCACAACUAUCGCGCCUCACUCCCCCUACGGAGAAAAUUAGGCCUACCCGCCUUCAUCCCUAUAUCUCCACCGCGGACAAGCACACACAACAACCGCAGCGCGCCAUCAAUAACACAAGAAUCCAAACUCGGCCGCGCGCAAUUCCAGCUCGUCCGCCGCUCAGCCCGCGAUGUCCGCCGAAUGAUCCCCUUCACAAUGAUCCUGAUCGUCUGCGGCGAGUUCACACCCCUGAUUAUCCCGAUUUUCGGCUCUGCCAUUACGCCCGCAACGUGUCGUGUGCCCUCGCAGAUGAAGACGGAGCGCGUCACUGCUACGAUGCGCAAACUUACGGCACUGGAUGUGUUCGUUGCUGAGGAUGAAGAUCGAUCUGUGCAUUUGCUCAAGUCGGGCGGUGUGGAGCAAUUGGCUCUUCUUGCUAAGUGCUUUGCCGAUCCUGCCUGGGUCGCUGGGGCUGGGUCCGCUGAUGUCUUGCGUGCCUGUGCUGUUUUUGGUCUAGUUAAGCGACAUGAUAAGACUGCGGGUGAGUUCCUUGCUGGUUUGAUCUACCGACCUCGACUAGCACGGUAUGCCGAGUACUUAGCUAUUGAUGAUGGGAUGAUUCGUGUUGGUGGAGGAGUGUCGGCAAUGAAUGCCACCGAGGUGCGGAUUGCGGUUGAGGAACGUGGUGGUGUGGAUGUCUCUUCUGGUACCCAAGACCGAAAACGGGCAGAGCAAUUGGAGAGACGUUGGUUGGAGCAGUGGUUGACAGUUCGUGGAAACAGUCACAUGUCCAAGAAGCUGUAG